AGAAUAAAGAAGUUGUUUUUCUUCAGAAACAAAUAUAUCCUUCACCUCCACUAUACUUCAAAUCAGUAUCGAUCCCUGCUGUCACUCCCCAUACCUCUCUAUGUUGCAAAAGUUGUGUCUACCUUAGUUAUAUUGUCAAUGAUAACAACCCACAAACAUAGUGGCCUAAAAGGGUGGAAAAGAAUCGAUCUUUAUUACUUUCUUAUAUAUAGCCACCUUCAAGUUUCCAUUUCUUGUGUGUGAAGUGUGAACUGAGUUUAUUUGCAAAGGCAAGAAGACAACUAGCCAUGGGGGAGACUCAAUCAGAGGUGGCCACUAGGAAAAAGAUCAAGUACAGAGGAAUAAAAGCUAUGCCCCUUGUUAUAGGAAAUGAGACAUUUGAGAAACUGGGGACAAUAGGAACCUCAGCAAACUUGUUGGUUUAUCUCACUACUAUUUUCCAUUUGAAGAACAUAACUGCCACUAAUAUCAUCAACAUCUUCAAUGGAACUUGCAACUUUGGCACUGUUAUUGGAGCCUUCUUCUCUGAUACUUAUUUUGGCCGCUACACCACACUGGGGUUUGCUUCAGUUGCCUCUUUUCUGGGGAUGCUUGUUAUGACCUUAACAGCCGCGAUUUCAACGCUUCACCCUGAACCCUGUAAGGGUUCAUCAGCUACACUGUGUAAUGCACCCACAGCUGGGCAGAUGGCAUUCUUGCUAUGUGGUUUUGGACUGCUAGUGAUUGGAGCUUCUGGGAUAAGGCCAUGCAAUUUGGCUUUUGGGGCUGACCAGUUUGAUCCCAAUACUGAAUCAGGGAGAAGAGGGAUUGGCAGUUUCUUCAAUUGGUACUACUUCACCUACACAUUUGCUGUGAUGGUUUCUUUCACUGCUAUUGUGUAUGUUCAGUCUAAUGUUAGCUGGUCCUGGGGACUAGCCAUUCCCACCCUCCUCAUGUUCCUGUCUUGUGCGCUGUUUUUUGCGGGAACUAAGAUUUAUGUCAGAGUUGUCCCUGAUGGUAGCCCUUUCAAGAGUGUUGCUCAGGUCCUAGUGGCCGCUUUCAAGAAGAGGCGCCUGGAUUUGCCUGAACAGCCUCUCUCACUUUUCCACCAUGCUCCCUCCAGCUCUCUCAAUUCUAGGCUUCCCUUCACAAAUCAAUUCAGAUGUUUAAGCAAGGCGGCAAUAAGAACAGCAGAAGACGUAAUCAAGGAAGACGGUGCAGCAGAAAAUCCAUGGGAGCUUUGCAGCGUUCAGCAGGUGGAAGAAGUGAAAUGCUUACUAAGAAUCCUCCCAAUAUGGGGAGCUGGAGUCAUAUACUACAUCUCCGUCGUCCAAGCUCAGAACUUUGUAGUCUUCCAAGCCAUCCAGGCCGACCGCCGUCUCGGCGGCGCCGCCUUCCAAAUCCCACCCGCAUCCUUCAUAGUCUUCGCAAUGCUAAGCAUCACCAUCUGGCUACCCAUCUACGACCGCUUAAUCCUCCCAAUCCUCCGCAAACACACCAACAAAGAAGACGGCAUUACCCUCCUCCAGAAAAUGGGAAUCGGAAUGUUUCUGUCAGUGAUCACUAUGGUUUUAUCCGCCAUAGUUGAAACCAGGAGAAGAACGUUAGCCGCAGGAAUGAAAAACGAGGUUUCUUCCAUGUCUGCGCUGUGGCUGAUUCCUCAGAUGGCCCUGUCGGGGCUGUCCGAGGCUUUUGCGGUGAUUGGCGAAAACGAGUUUUUCUACAGACAGUGCCCGGAAAACAUGCGGAGCAUUGCAGCUUCAUUCUUGUUUGUCGGGCUUGCAGGGUCUAGCUACCUUAGCAGCUUGUUGACAUCAGUUGUUCAUAGGACAACAGGGUGGUUGGCUCAGGAUUUGAACCAGGGGAGAUUAGAUUACUUUUAUCACGUAGUGGCAGCAUUGGAGAUGAUGAAUCUCAUAUAUUUUCUUGUGUGUGCAAAGUGGUACAAGUAUAAAGGAAACACAAACACCCAUAGUCUCCAGAAACCUCCAGUUUGAUUAGGGGUAAAAAAUGAUGAUUAAAAUCAAUUGUACAAAUGUUUUGCUCGCCAUAACUGUUUUUGUAUGAUAUAUGAUGUUAUUGAGUGGUCCAUCAUAUUAUGCCUCCCA
Ipomoea triloba (trilobed morning glory) is the source of this 2087-nucleotide messenger RNA. RefSeq names its product protein NRT1/ PTR FAMILY 2.11-like. Gene Ontology annotation, cellular component: plasma membrane. The transcript has 4 exons. Lineage: Eukaryota; Viridiplantae; Streptophyta; Magnoliopsida; Solanales; Convolvulaceae. Gene Ontology annotation, biological process: transmembrane transport. Bases 288 to 1976 code for a protein of 562 amino acids. Gene Ontology annotation, molecular function: transmembrane transporter activity. The record is from RefSeq and is a predicted model, not a curated record.